AUGUCGUCAGUUGUUUUUCAGGGUACGCCAUAUUGCUAUACUUUUAUCCAGACUCACGCCAAUAAGUACUCCAAAUCGUAUCGUUGUCAAAAUUGUGCGGAUGAAAAGAAGAAAAAUGGAAGUAAAGAGAGGAUGAAGCUAAUCAAAGUUAUUGAGAAUGAAUUCGUUCAAGAUCCAUGCAGUAUGAAGCAUGUAUGCCAUCCGAAGAAGUAUGCAGAAGAAAUGGGAAAUAGAAUUGUUUACGAGAAAGCUCAAAAUGUUAGAAGAAAUCCGGGUCAAGCCAAGAAAAAGCCGGUGGAAAUAUUCAGAGAACUACUGACUGGACACUAUGAUGCAGACAACGAGGCGAUGGAGGACGAAAUAAAAGCGGCAAUCCGACGUACUGGUUAUAAAUCACGUAGAAGGGUCUUAUCCUAG
Haemonchus placei is the source of this 417-nucleotide messenger RNA. NCBI's taxonomy places the organism in Eukaryota, Metazoa, Nematoda, Chromadorea, Rhabditida, Trichostrongylidae. The record is from the annotation of a GenBank genome assembly.